GCCCGGAUAGGUAGGUAGGUAAUUCAGUCAUGACCAUGCUCAGAAAUGCUAUUUAGUCCUCUCUACCCCUCCCACGCCUGCUCCCGUCUCUCCUCGAUGAACCAGAUUAACCAGAUUCAAAAGUCAGACCUGAAAUAAUUACUAACAUUUUUACUUGACUGGGGAUUUUCUGAAGAACCAUCAUCAUUAUGCCCCUUGAUCAUAUAUGCCUCAUCACCCCAUUUUCCAAAGUGGAUGAUGAGGCGACCUUCCUCCUCACAGCGUUUGCGCACAUGGGUCUGAGAGAGUAUGCUCGCCCGGCCCCUGGCGUCGUUGGCCUCGGAGAUGAUACAGGAAGCUUUCUCUGGGUUGGGGGAUAUGAUGCCCAGCAACGCCCAAUUCCCGACGGCGCCACUAUCCAGCGGAUACAUAUAGCUCUGACUGCGAAAAAUCACCAAGACGUUGACAAGUUCCAUGUCCAAGGACUCAAAGUGGCUGGCGUCGUGGACAAUGGCGCCCCAGGUCCUCGAGCUAACUACCGUCCUGACUACUAUGGCGCAUUUCUCAUCAGUCCGGCGGGGCACAAUAUUGAAGCAGUGUGUCACAAAGCUCCCGAGGAGACACCUAAAUGACGAUCACAAUCAGCCCCCCAGUCACCUUCUGGUAUGGACUCUCAAUGUCAACGACCCUGUGAGGGGCUGCAAUGGGAUAUUUCCAACGACCGACCUAGUGACCAGAUGGCACGACUCAGGAUCGGCGGGAUAUAUCUGAGAUAUUGAUGGACAGAUGUCAACAGGCUUUGCACUUGGUGGUGGUCAUUUGUCCACUCGUCAAAACGAUUGUUGCUUAGCUUAUCUGAAAGUCUCAUGGUUUGAAUGCGACCAAUAUUUGGUAUCCAAUUCUGCAAUGGAUGUUGCCAACUCCUAAACACCUUGCGUGGUCCUUAUUGCCUUUCCAACAUUGAACAUAAGUCCCUGUCACACCUUUAAGAGAAGAAACUGCUCGAGGCAGUUCCCGCCUGUUUGCCAUCCUGAUACGUGGAACUCAAUGAAUCGUAUAGCUUCUUG
Exophiala mesophila is the source of this 1046-nucleotide messenger RNA. RefSeq lists its product as uncharacterized. The record is from RefSeq and is a predicted model, not a curated record. NCBI's taxonomy places the organism in Eukaryota, Fungi, Ascomycota, Eurotiomycetes, Chaetothyriales, Herpotrichiellaceae. The transcript is spliced from 2 exons. Bases 189 to 611 code for a protein of 140 amino acids.